AUGUCCCAUCAGCCAAGUGAAAUCACACGAGUCAAUCCCACACACGUCAUCAACACAGCCGGAGCAAGGGGUGACCCCAACGUGGAUUGGUGCGAGACUCACAAACAAGAAACGAUCCGAUCCAACAUCAUCGGCGCGGCAAAUCUAGUCGACUGCUGUUUUCUUAAAAAUGUGCACAUUACUCACUUUGGUUCUGGCUGCAUCUACGACUACGAUGAGUGGCAUCCCUGGGGGGGACCGGGAUAUACGGAAGAGGAUGAGCCGAACUUCACGAAGAGCUUCUAUUCCUAUACGAAGGUCGUCUCUGAGAAGAUCAUCAAAGAAUACCCGAACGUGCUCAUCCUUCGUCUCCGCAAUCCAAUUGCCGCAGACCUGCAUCCGAAAAACAUGAUCGUGAAGCUAUCACAGUAUCAACGGAUUGUCAACGUCCCAAAUUCUGGCAGUAUUCUCCCCAGCCUUCUCCCCGGCGCCCUUCUUCUCGCGGAGAAUAAGGAGACCGGCGUCUAUAAUUUUGUGAAUCCGGGAGCAUUCACCCACAACGAGAUCAUGGAGUUACUCAAGAAACACAUCUGGCCAUCUCUGUCUUGGUCUAACUUUUCUGAGCAAGAGCAGAGAAAGGCCCUUCAGGCGCCACGAUGCAAUCUCGAGUUUGAUGUUACUAAGCUGAAGCAGAAACUAAAGCAGUAUGGGUAUGAACUUCCUAGCACGAUUGAGGCAAUGGAGGAUGCGUUUGAGAGGAUCGGACAACUCCAGUCGAGGAAGUGA
Aspergillus heteromorphus CBS 117.55 is the source of this 765-nucleotide messenger RNA. Its product is annotated as NRS/ER protein. The transcript has 5 exons. NCBI's taxonomy places the organism in Eukaryota, Fungi, Ascomycota, Eurotiomycetes, Eurotiales, Aspergillaceae. Gene Ontology annotation, molecular function: methionine adenosyltransferase regulator activity. Bases 1 to 765 code for a protein of 254 amino acids. Gene Ontology annotation, biological process: S-adenosylmethionine biosynthetic process. The record is from RefSeq and is a predicted model, not a curated record. Gene Ontology annotation, cellular component: methionine adenosyltransferase complex.